AUGUCUUCUUUAGAUCCAUUACCAAUAAACGAAAGAAAUAUUGUUAAUGUUCUUGAAAAGGCAAGUGGACCAUUAUCUAAUGGAUCAACUGAUCAAAAAAUAGCGGAACAACACUUGAAAAACUGGGAAACUGUUCCAGGUUAUUAUUAUAAUUUGCAAUCCAUAUAUCUGGACUUAUCAAUCCCUUUACAAAUUAGAUGGUUAGCAAUUAUUCAAUUCAAAAAUGGCUUGGAGAAAUAUUGGAGAGCAUCAAGAGUGAACUCCAUUAAAAAAGAUGAAAAACGUGAGAUUAGAAACAGAUUGUUUGAAUUAUUAGAUGAAAAAAAUAACCAAUUAUGUAUUCAAAAUGCACAAGCCAUAGCAAGAAUAUGCAGAGUUGAUUUCCCAACUGAAUGGCCUGAUUUAUUUGAAAAUAUUCAAAGUUUUUUAGACAACGAACAAGUUUGGAAAGAUGAAAUUAAAAUUUAUAAUUUACUUAUUCAGUUAAACCAAGUGAUUAAGAUUUUAGUUAAUGUCAGGAUUGGAAGAUGUAGGCCAGCUUUGCAAGCCAAAUUACCACUAAUUUUUCCGCUUUUAGUUCGUGUUUAUUUAUACUAUUUUAACGAGUGGACAUCAUCAUAUAAUAGUAAUAAUAAUAAUAAUAAUAAUAAUAAUAAUAAUAAUAAUAAUAAUAAUAAUAAUAAUAAUAAUAAUAAUAAUAAUAAUAAUAGUCCAAAUGAAGAUAUUCUGAGUAGUUUGCACAUCUCAUAUGUCUGUUGUAAAGUUUUAAGAAGGAUUAUUUGCGGUGGUUUAGAAUCACCACACAAAUAUGAGCCUUGUGUUGAAUAUAUGAAUAUUAGCAUACAACACUUUGAAAUUCUGUUGAAUAAUUACGACCAAUGUAAACUCAGAUUUGAUCAAUAUGAAAAGUUUGUUAAAUGUUUUGGUAAAUUAUAUUUUAAUUUUAUAUCUGGCUCGCCAACUAACUUUGUCAUGUUACCAUGUUCCAAACAAAUUUUAAUAUCUUUAAUAACCUUAUUAAUUAAUAAAGCUCCACAAGUAUAUAAUGAAAACACAGAAGAAAAUGACUUUUGGGAACAAAUUAGUAUACGAGGGUUAUUAAUUUUAAAAAAAACUAUAAAUUUCCUUGACAAAAAGGGUGCGAUCACUAUUAAGUCCAAAAAUGAUAAAAAUGAAAUUAAUUUUGCCAUUUCCGUUUUAAAAUCAAAAAUUUUCACUCCACAAAUGAUCACUGAAUUUAUGGAUGUUUUAAUUAAUUGGUAUUUAAAAUUAAGACCUAUUGAGUUAGAAAACUGGAAAUUAGACCCUGAAGAGUGGAUUAGUGAGCAAAUAGCCACUUCUUAUGAAUAUCAAGUUAGACCAUGUGCCGAAAAUUUUUUCAAAGAUUUUAUGCAUGUGUUUAAAGCCACUUGUGCACCAUAUCUUUUAAAUAAAAUUGAAAAUAGCAGUUCCCAAGUAGACUUUUUAACAAGAGAUGCACUGUUUGCCUCUUUCCAAUUAAGUUGCAAUUCUAUUACCGAUAUUGUGGAUUUUAACAAAUUAUUAGUUACAGUAUUCUUGCCUCAAGUUAAUCCAAAUAAUUAUAAUGAGGAUGAAUUGAAAAUUAUUAUUAGAAGAGUUUGCUUAAUUAUCAACGAUUGGUGUGAGGUUCAAUGUUCACAGGAGAGUAGGGUUAUUUGUUAUGAUUUUUUAGCACAGUUGCUAACCUCUUCUUUUGCAUCUAAUGAUAAAGUGAUCCAAUUAACUGCAAUCAGUUGUCUAAGAACUAUGAUAGAUGAUUGGAAUUUCGAAAAGGAUAAAUUCCAGCCCUUUUUGGAAAAAUAUGUAAAUAUUUUACUGAGAAAUAUUUUGCCUCAAGUUUCAAUGACUCAAACAAGAUUAUAUGUUUUAGAAACUAUUUGUGAUUUGAUUAUAAAGACAAAACCCUUAAUUGAUAAAACCACUUUGGUGGAAAUUUUACAAAUCAUUCCACCUUUAUGGGAGGCAACCACUUCAGUUACUAAUACAUCAGCCACAACAACAAUUACUAAUAAUGAAUUCAUUCUAUCAAAUGUCUUAUUAAGAUUAUUAAAAAAUUUAGUUAUAUCUUUAGGUGAGCAUUCUCAUUUAACUUGGGAAAUUUCUAUCCCUAUUGUGGAAAUGUGUUGUAACCCAUCCUCUCCGAAUUAUACUUUGUUAUAUGAAGAUGGGUUUGAAUUGUGGCACAGUUUGAUUAAUAAUUAUCCACUUGGCGAUAAUGCAGCUAAUGGAAUACCUCAAUUUACAAACCUAUUACCAUAUUUAUUGAAUGGAGUUGAGGAUAAAAUAGAGAUUUUGCCAACAUUGUUGGAAAUCAUGAAAAGUUACAUAUUGGUUAUCCCAAAUAUAGAAGAUAUUUUGAAAAUUAAGGAAUUCUAUGCAAUUUCUACUAUUUUAAGUACAAAUAUAUUGAAAUUGAGAGAUGAUUCUUUUGAAUUGAUUUUGAGUAUUUGGGAUAUUAUAAUUGUCAAAUAUUAUGGACGUGGUGAUCAUGAUGGCAAUACUGAUAUUUCGAAUAACAUGUUAUUUAAUUGGUUUUACAAUGCGCAAAUAUUGUCUAAUUUAACCUAUUCUAUUUUUUUAGUGGAAAGGUUAAGUGAUUAUCAAUUAAGUCAAUUAUUUAAUAUAAUUGCGCGUUUAUCAUUCGAAGAUUUCAAGUUAGUUAUUCAAUUUUUAUCUACAUAUCAACUUGAAAUAUUGCCGGCAAUGGACGUACAAAAUAGGUUGCCAUUGAGUGAGCGCGAAGUUGUUUUCAAAGAGAUGGCAUUUAGCAAGAUUUUAGAAAAAUUUUUAAUUAUAUGGUUACAAAGUUUUAAUUCCAUGUACGAUCCUAAAUUAAAGAAGAUUGGUAUAUUGGGGAUUAGUAAAUUUCUUUUGAGUCCACAGGUUCUGGAAAUCUCAAAUAUGUUUAAUAGUAUUAGCUCAUUAUGGGUUGAAAUGAUGGAAGAAAUAAAUGAAUUGGAUAGUGGUGAUUGCGAAAAAUAUCAUGCCUAUGAUUUAGAAGAGCAGCAAUAUAAAGAUCAAAUACAAGAGCAAUUGCCACCUGAAUACAUCAGAUUGAAAAAUUUAAAAUUAUUAAAAGAUCCUGUUUUCACAGUUAAUCUAAAAAACUUUAUCAGAGAAUUACUUACCUCCAUCAGGGUUGAUGUUUUGGGAAAUUCAAAAUAUAAUGCGUUCAUUACAGAUUAUGCUAAUCCUUCCAUUUUGGAAAAUAUACAAACUUUUUUAAGCAUUAGAAGAAAUUGA
Molecule: messenger RNA, 3264 nt
Organism: Saccharomycodes ludwigii
Lineage: Eukaryota; Fungi; Ascomycota; Saccharomycetes; Saccharomycodales; Saccharomycodaceae
Gene: KAP120
Product: karyopherin KAP120
Exons: 1
Coding region: 1-3264 (1087 amino acids)
Biological process (GO): protein import into nucleus
Cellular component (GO): nuclear envelope; cytosol
Molecular function (GO): small GTPase binding
Source: RefSeq, a predicted model, not a curated record